Dothidotthia symphoricarpi CBS 119687 is the source of this 686-nucleotide messenger RNA. RefSeq lists its product as uncharacterized. The transcript has a single exon. Lineage: Eukaryota; Fungi; Ascomycota; Dothideomycetes; Pleosporales; Dothidotthiaceae. The record is from RefSeq and is a predicted model, not a curated record. Bases 221 to 604 code for a protein of 127 amino acids.
CGAUUAAGCAUUGGACAUUGUUGAGCAGAUCUAGAAGGUGGUAUCGUGUUGCUGAUCUUUUACCUACUCAGCCAGACGGUAACCCAAGGCAAGCUCUACGCUGAUCGAACUCUUAUGAUCACGGACAGACAUAGAGCAUAAAAUACGUUAACUGAUUGGAAGUGUUCUAACCUGAUGGACAUGAUAUUUUUGCAGCAAAUGCACCCCUAUAUCAAAUAUCAUGAGAGCAUCAUCUUUAUUGUUUUCAGGUGUUUUCUCUUGCUCACUCUAUUGCCCGACUUCUCAACCUCGUUGUACAAGGGCGGGAGCGAUAUUCUUUUUCACGUCGCCAAGAUUGACUGUAUCCAAUUGCAAGAAUUCGGUUACUAUCGUGUUAAAGUUGUUCAUAUUGGAUGUUGUGGUUAUGCAUCCCCUUUGGGCUCAUUACAUAUUCUCCUAUUCCUUUCUAUCUCGGUCCGAGAGUCUCCGAAUGAGAACUUUUCUAUCUCGUGACACGGGGUACGCGGGUACAUACUCGGUGACACAAAGCAUUGUGAUAAUCCAAGCAAAGCUAGUAAAUGCGAAGGUGACAUCCGCAUAUUCUCCAUCCCGUCCCGUCCCUUGAUAACAGCUGGUGUUAUUCUUUUCGAACCCGUCUCUGCAAUAAAGGAGCUAAAGUCCAUAAGGCAGGUGUGGCGGACAGACUA